GCUUGGAGGGAAGGAAAUGAAGGGUUAGCGGCCUUUAUGGCUGACAAAGUCACAGGUUUCAACAAAACUUCUCAUGGUAAACAUUUUCAGCGAGAGACGCUGGCGACUAAGCUUCUUGACAUUGGCAAAUCACUUUUGAGAAGUUGCUAUCAGGAUAACAAAUUGACACCAGAAGAAAGUAAGGCUAACGAGGCUAUUCGAUGGAUGCAGAAGGCGUUUUCCGUCAUCGAGCCUCUGGAUUGUACGGCCAAUGCCGGGCUCGCUGAGCUCAAGAUCGGCCCCCUAUUAGCCCGUGGCUACUUCUUGUCAUCAUCCCAGGAUCCAGAGAAUUUGAUCAGAGCGGAAACCGCGCUAGAAGAAGUUAUUGCAACUAUCGAUUCUUCUGUAGACAACGUAAGCUCCGAAUACCAGCAACUCCGAUGGAUGAAGUUGGCUGUCAUAAAGCGGCGGAAAGCUGGAGAUACUGUUCUUCUUCAAGCUUUACAAGCCAUCAUUGACAACCUGACAUAUUCAGAAAGCAAUCUUACCGAUGUUCUUUUGAUUCAAUGUGGGCGUAGCCAAUUAGUCACGAGUACAAUUCAGUACUGCCUUCAUCGUGCCUUGCAGUGCUCUUGGAGCCCAGACGCCGUGGAAAGGCUUCUCAUAUCUCUCAUAUUCCAUUGUUCCAAAGAUGACAAACACGACAGAGCCAUACAAGAUCUGCAUGCAUCUUUCAAAGGCAGGUCUUGUUCUAACUUUCUUUUAUGGCAAUACGGUGAUCGCCAUUACCAUGCGGGGCGAUGGAACGAAGCUGCGGAUUGGUUCACCUGUGGCACACAUUCUAUAUUUACAAGUUUAGGCCCUGUCAGCAGCUCAAAGUGUUUUCGGAAGGCUGCCCUAGCGCAUCUUAAGCAAAAGGACUACGCUCACGCGGGGUCCAUCAUCCGCCGCUGUCCUGACACAGAAGCCACGACACAAUAUGUAAAGUUUCUUAUUGCGGUUCAUCAAGCGAUAAAUACAAUACGCAAUAUGGUUCACGCCGCGAACUUCGAUCGCAAGAUGAUUUUAUUGGCCUGCCGGCUUGCACAUGACUUGGACAUGAAAAAUCUUCUUCUAAACGUGCUGAAGGCUCUUCUGGAAACGCUAAACCUCCGAGAGAACGUGGGGAACAGCACUGAAGCCAUGACAUUGGUAAGAUGUAUUACCAGGCUUAUUGUGAAACUCCUUGGAGAACCUGCUGCCGAUUUGAACCGUUUAGUGGCGGCAUUACUUCACCACCUGAACAUUGCGGUGACUAUUGCAGAAUCAUGUGAACAGCCAGCUAUGCUUUCACGAGAUGUAUCCUGGCUCUGGAGGACUGCAUAUAAUUGUGCUAUCCAAGCUUGUUCUGAUUGGGAAAACAGAGAAGAUCAAAUAUCUGACAUCUUUGACGCAGCGAGACGACUUCUCGAACUCUACGCUCUACACGCAACUGUAGACGUGGACCAAGCUAUCUAUAUUUACUUGGUGAAUGCCUCAUUUGCAUCCGCUUCGGGCCGUGAAUCGAUCGAUGUACGUCAAGAUCCUCUUUCGAAACCUUCUACUGAUUUAUUUCAGUCUGGAAAAUACCGCGAUUUGUUCAACAACAUCAAUCAAUCAUUACAACGUAUUAGCAAGGUUUUGCGAGAAGAGAAGGUAUCACAAGAAGACCUUCCUCGACUUGAAUCAUCCUUGCAGAUUUUACGAGUUUUCAUAGUCGAAGCGGCAUCUCACCUAUCAGAUUGGACCACGGUCUUGGCCACCAUUGAGGAACCAUCUCGCUCUGAUCGCGAUUCGUUGGAGACGUACGAGGCAUUCGCGGACGCUCUAUGGGAAGACAAAAACUGUCCCAUACACGUCCUUUUCACAGCGCUAGAGGCCACACUUCAUGCGUGUUUGGCCCGCGGACAUUUUUCCCUGGAGAAAUUUGCUCGUUGGCUACGAGCGAUGUGUGUUAUACUACUGACAAGAGCGACAGGUGCCGAUCGAUCCAAGGCGAUUGGUUACGUGGAUCAAGCUAUCGCUGUCCUGGAGGAGCACGGCGACGCUAGGGACGGCGGUGAACUGCUCUAUCCUCUGGACGAGCGUCAGUGGCUUCUGAGCACAGCGUACAACACUGGCCUCGAGUGUCUUCAGUCAGUGAAUAUCUCAUGGGAUGUAUGCUGA
Molecule: messenger RNA, 2163 nt
Organism: Suillus plorans
Lineage: Eukaryota; Fungi; Basidiomycota; Agaricomycetes; Boletales; Suillaceae
Exons: 17
Biological process (GO): regulation of synaptonemal complex assembly; meiotic cell cycle
Source: RefSeq, a predicted model, not a curated record